Molecule: messenger RNA, 1344 nt
Organism: Prorocentrum cordatum
Lineage: Eukaryota; Dinophyceae; Prorocentrales; Prorocentraceae
Source: the annotation of a GenBank genome assembly
AGCCAUUUUGGCUCAAGCUGGCUUCGGGCGCUGGGCGGGCAGCGUGCCCCCCCGCUGCGGCUCGGGCGAUGGCGACGGUCCGGCCCCUCGAGGGGGAAGCGGUGGCGCUGCUCGCCCCGCUCGUGAAGGCGGCUGCGGCGGGCGCGGCCGAAGGCGGUGGCGGGCGGCGGCAGGUCGCCGCCGCUGUCGCCUCGGCCCUGCGCGCGGGUGCCGCGCUGCUCGCCCCGUGCCAGGCCUCCGAAGUUGGAGGGGGGGGGGGGUGGGGGGGGUGGCGGUGCGCAGUGAAGCAGCUGGGAGGGGCCCACCUGACGGAGAUGGUCAAGGCUGGCCGCGCGGGCGUGCAGCCGCGGCCGUCGGUGGCCAGCCGCGCCUUCCGCGGCUGGGCCCAGCGCGCCGAGUUCGGCGGAGGGCCCCAUGAUGUGCUUGCCACGGCGCGCGAUGCCAGGCGCCGCGGGAGGGGCCGUCGUCGCGGCGCUGGCGACGCUGAGUCGGCGGGGGCGGCGGACGCGGCGGACGCCGCGACCGCUGGCGACCUGGAGGCAGUGAAGGAGCAGCUCGAGGAGGGUCGGGAGGCGAGGGCACCGUUGAAGCCGGUGGAGAAGAAGAAGAAGGGGGAGAUGAAGAAGCUGGUCUUCCAGUGCGCCCCUGGUUACAAGGCCACCGACGAGGUGAAGGCGGUGGCAUCGGCCAUGGGCGAGUCGACCCUGGUGAACACUCGGAUCAACAACGGGGAGACCAAGAUCGACUCCGAAAAGCUCAAGGACGCGAAUGCCCCCAAGGUGGCGGCCCAGCUGGUCACGGAUUGUCGCAAGGUGGAGCGCAGCCACAUGGGCGAUGGCGUUUAUGAUGGCGUCGCGGUCAAGGUCGGCGACGACGACGUGUUCGCGGAGUGCAGCGUCGCGAGCCUCUCUGUCGAUCCCGGGCAAGGGCAGGCGUCUCGAGGCCGGUGCCCCUGGAGGCCGUGCGCAGGAGCGGCUGGCCGCGGCCGUGGCGGCCCAGGCGGCAAUCCUGAGCGGCGAUCUGGCCGAGGGGCUGCGGCUUCUCGAGGCCGAGUGAGUGAGUGAGUGAGUGAGUUAGGCGUGCAGUUGCAUUCUUUUUGUAUAUAUGUCUCGCCUCGGAGGGGGGGGGGCGGCUGAGGGGGUGGCCCUUCCGCCUGCCCAGGCCCGCUGGGGCCGCCCCGUUUAGGUUUCGUAGGGAUUUCCCCUUUUGCCUUGAAGGCCCCGUCUUUAACCUUAACUUUAACACGCAGGAGCACGGCAUAACACAUAUGAGCACGUCCGAGCAUGACCAUGACAUGCACAUUUGUAAACGUACAUCGACACACGUAUACUUGUUCGACCCUGG